Messenger RNA from Leguminivora glycinivorella, 2623 nucleotides. It is a transcript of the gene trus, whose product is annotated as programmed cell death protein 2-like. Gene Ontology annotation, cellular component: cytoplasm. The coding region runs from base 152 to 1465 and encodes 437 amino acids. The transcript has 8 exons. The record is from RefSeq and is a predicted model, not a curated record. Lineage: Eukaryota; Metazoa; Arthropoda; Insecta; Lepidoptera; Tortricidae.
GAAACAUUUUUUGUCGUGUCAACACUGCAUUAAACGUCAACGUCAAAGUUGUCAAAUUCCAAAAUCAAUCAAUUCUGUCCUACUUUUGUGUUCAAUGCCUUGUAUUUUCCGCGCGAUUGAUUAAAUAAAAUCUUAAAUUUAUGAACGUACAAUGGCGAAACAGCAGGGUAAAGUUUACUUAGGGUACGAAGAAGAGGCAGUGGGUGAAAAAAACCAAACCUUAUUAAAUUACACAGUAAAUAAAAUUGGUGGAUUUCCCGAUUGGCCGCCUCUCGAGAACGUACAAUUUCCUUCCAAGUGUCAAUUAUGUGGAUUGCACAGAAUAUUAAUCGUCCAAUGCUAUGCUCCUCUUGAAAAUUCAGUUUAUCAUCGCACUUUAUAUCUUUUCGCCUGUAUCAAUCCUAAUUGCUGGAUUCAAUCAGAGAGUUGGGUUUGCGUUCGGAGCCAAUACCAAGAUAACUCCAUUAAACAGUCAAGUACAAUAGUGAACUUGCCUUCAGUUGAGACUAAUCUCAGUUGGUGCACGGGCGCUGAUGAAUGGGAUGAGAAUGACAAUGGGGACACCGCUAAUGGGAAUUUUAUGAAUGUGGAUAAUGCUCCUAGUCCUAAUAAUGGCAUGCACAGAAAUUCUGAUGAAGAUGAAGAAAGCAACUCCUUAGAAGUGGAAACUGUGGAGCAAGCGCUUGGCAACCUACAUGUGUUUGAUGCACACAAUGCUAACAUGUCUCCAGUGCAAGGAGCUGUGGGGGCUAUAGGAGUGCCAGUGGCCGCAGCUGAGCUGGAGGGAGGCGAUGAGCCGGGCCUCGUCACAGUGGACACACCCACUGCUGCCUCCAGCGAUAUAGAGGCACUCCUGCACCAGACAGCCGAGUUACCGCAGAACGUACGAAGCCGGCUGAUGUGCGCUCCGAUGCAAUUCGUGCCCAAAUACAUUUACGUUGAAGAAGAGUGGCACAAGGCGGCUAGCCAAGACGACAGGGUGACAGAAUUGCUCAACAAAUAUAAGAAAGAAAACGAACUAGAGGUAUGCGCCGGCGGCGGCGGCGGCGGGCCGGACGAGGAGCAGUACGAGGAGACGGCGCCGCUGCACGGCGACCGCCUCUUCCACGCCUUCCUGUCGCGGCUCCGGAAGAACCCGGGACAGAUCUUAAGGUACUCCCGGCUGGAGGCGCCGCUGCUGGGCGCGCCGCUGCCGCGGGCCGCGGGCGGCAGCCGCUCGCCGGAGUCGCCCGGCGCGCCCGCCGCCUGCGCGCGCUGCGGCGACCGCCUCAUCUGCGAACUCCAACUGGUCCCCGAGUUCGCCGCCACCCUCUCGCUCCCGCCCGUAGGCCUCGCGUCGCCCCCUCCCGCUCUCUCGCACCUGCACUUCCUGUCCGUGUUCGUGUUCACGUGCGCUCAGAGCUGCUGGCAGCCGGGCGACGCGCUCGUGCCCGAGACCGUCGUCUUCCAGCCCGAAGUCGUUUAAGCGGUGCCGAGCGGCCGCGAAAUGUGUCAGUAGUACAGUACAGCGAUACCCUGAUGGCUGUCAUUUUAUUCUGUAGGUGUAGAGAAUCGCCAAACUUAUUAUAGCAUGAAGUUUUAUUCUGAUUAGUGUUAAACGGCGGACAAAUUCGAACACUAAAAAUAAAAAAGUAUAUAAAGCCUUUUGUCGAAUAGCCUUAACUACUAUCCUACUGUCACGUUUCCUUGGCUUCGCACAUAUAGGUGGCUUAAUCAAAAGUAAAGAUGCCAAACUUGCCUUUAAGGAUGUAAAAGAAAAGAGAUGGAAUGUUAAAUGUUAAAAUCAGUUAAUCGAACGUUAUAACUAAAUGAAUGUUUAAAGGAAACGACCACGCGUGUCCAUUAUUAAAUAAAUAAUGAUAUAAAAGCAGUGAUUUAACAAUACUAGUCUUCAAUUACGAAUAUAGAAAGCAUUUUACGUCUCACAGAAAUUUAGAAUAAUAAUGUUGCCAUUCCUAUAAUGUUCUAAUUCUAAUCGAUAGGAAUACCAUAAAAAUAGUCCAACAAAUAGUCAAUAACAUGUUUUCGUCCAUACAACAGUUGUAUGCAUUCUGGUAAAGUGCAUUUAGUGUCAAGUGUUACUUCGAUGUACUCCAGUAGAAUUAAGUGGUCUUUAAUCUCUAAGUUACAUAUAACUAGAGAUAUUCAUUUCUUUAAGCUAUUUAUUUUAUUUCUUAAGUGUGUGUGAUAUGAAAUCUUAUUUAUAAUUAUGUGAAGUGAAUGUAAACAUUCAUCUGUGAUAUAUUUCUCAGUAAUCAUGCUGUAUCAUUUAUAAGUGUUGUUUCUCUUUUGGCCAUCUUUGUGAAGGUAGAACCCCAAUCCAAGUAUUGUUAUUAAGUGGUGUUCUUAUUAUUCUUAUUAACCUAUAGGUUAAAUGUGUCAUCACAGCAAACGCUAGGGUAGAUGGUAAGCUAUUGUUAUCUUACAUUGUACUUAUGUUCAAUAUUUGAUAUACCUAUUUUGUGGCUAUAUAUUAAAAAUAUAUGUCUUCGUUUAAGCUGAACUCCUACCUAACUUCACGUUCUCUUAUUUCUUUAGAUCAUAAUUUCCUUCUUUAAAUAGAUGUGCAGUAAAAUGUGCAAUAAAGAUACUUCUAUGUUUAAUAAAUAUGUUCAUGGAGUCU